AUGAGCGCAGAACCGGAGAACGCCCCAAACAGUGGCGAGGAGGCCCGCGAUCCAAGUGGCUUCUUGUCGGAAAUCAUCGGCGCUCCUGUGACCGUUAAGCUAAACUCAGGCGUGGUCUACAAAGUAGGCGAGCUGCAAUCAGUCGAUGGAUACAUGAACAUCGCGUUAGAGGACACGAAGGAGAUGGUGGAUGGCAAGCAAAGACGGAAUUACGGCGAUGCAUUCGUGAGAGGCAACAACGGUAGGUGCAAAUUCUUGUGCUGUUGCGAUUCGUGGUCACUGAGAGUGCAGUGCUGA
This is a messenger RNA of Zymoseptoria tritici IPO323, 297 nucleotides long. RefSeq lists its product as uncharacterized. NCBI's taxonomy places the organism in Eukaryota, Fungi, Ascomycota, Dothideomycetes, Mycosphaerellales, Mycosphaerellaceae. The coding region runs from base 1 to 297 and encodes 98 amino acids. Gene Ontology annotation, molecular function: RNA binding. Gene Ontology annotation, biological process: mRNA splicing, via spliceosome; maturation of SSU-rRNA. The record is from RefSeq and is a predicted model, not a curated record. The transcript is spliced from 2 exons. Gene Ontology annotation, cellular component: U4/U6 x U5 tri-snRNP complex; sno(s)RNA-containing ribonucleoprotein complex; nucleolus.